This is a messenger RNA of Cuculus canorus (common cuckoo), 3916 nucleotides long. It is a transcript of the gene LRRC1, whose product is annotated as leucine rich repeat containing 1. The record is from RefSeq and is a predicted model, not a curated record. The transcript has 20 exons. Bases 392 to 2779 code for a protein of 795 amino acids. Gene Ontology annotation, molecular function: protein binding. NCBI's taxonomy places the organism in Eukaryota, Metazoa, Chordata, Aves, Cuculiformes, Cuculidae. Gene Ontology annotation, biological process: neurotransmitter receptor transport, endosome to postsynaptic membrane; neurotransmitter receptor transport postsynaptic membrane to endosome. Gene Ontology annotation, cellular component: postsynaptic membrane; adherens junction; postsynaptic density.
UUCCGGGUCGGGAAUGCGCGGCGGCUGCGCCCGGUGCCCCGCGAUGCUGCGGGGAGGGCAGCGCCUCGGCUCGGAGCUCUAACGGGGGGAAAAAAAAUCGCUUUAGACAACUAGGACAGGGGGUCCCGGGAGGCUCGGGGGUCCCGGGGGUGAAUUCCCUCCUCGCGCCCCCCCCUCUCCUCCCCCAGCUCCCACCCCAUUGUUCUCCCGGGGCCGCCGCGCUCGCCCCGGGGAUCGCAUCGCUGGAUGCGGGUUUGCAGCCGCCGGCUCGCCGGGACCCGAGCCGGGGCAGCGGGGAGGAGGAAGAGGAGGAGGAGGAGGAGGAAGGGGUUGUGAGCCGUGGCAGCCCCCCGGCAUCCCGUUUCCCCCCCGCUCCGUCCUCCCCCGGGCAAUGUUCCACUGUAUCCCGCUGUGGCGGUGCAACCGCCAUGUGGAGUCCAUCGACAAGCGGCACUGCUCGCUGGCAGCCGUGCCCGAGGAGAUCUACCGCUACAGCCGCAGCCUGGAGGAGCUCCUGCUGGACGCCAACCAGCUCCGAGAGCUGCCCAAGCCUUUCUUCCAACUUGUGAAGUUACGGAAGCUUGGACUCAGCGAUAAUGAAAUCCAGCGGCUCCCUCCAGAAAUAGCGAAUUUCAUGCAGCUGGUGGAACUUGAUUUGUCUCGAAACGAUAUUCCUGAAAUACCAGAAAGCAUCUCAUUCUGCAGAGCGCUACAGGUAGCAGAUUUCAGUGGGAAUCCACUGACUAGGUUGCCCGAAAGCUUUCCUGAAUUACAGAAUCUAACAUGUCUUUCAGUAAAUGACAUCUCUCUGCAAGCACUACCUGAAAACAUUGGGAAUCUUUAUAACCUGGCUUCACUGGAACUUAGAGAAAAUUUGCUGACAUAUUUACCCGAAUCACUUGCCCAGCUGCAGCGACUAGAAGAACUUGAUUUAGGAAACAAUGAACUUUAUAACUUGCCAGAAACAAUUGGUGCACUUUUCAAUCUUAAAGACCUCUGGUUGGAUGGAAACCAAUUAGCUGAAAUACCUCAGGAAGUAGGAAACCUGAAAAACCUGCUUUGUCUGGAUGUUUCUGAAAAUAAAUUGGAAUGCCUUCCUGAAGAAAUUAGUGGUCUGACUUCUUUAACAGACUUGCUUGUUUCUCAGAAUUUACUUCAGGUCUUACCUGAUGGCAUUGGAAAAUUGAAGAAGCUCUCCAUUUUGAAGGUUGAUCAGAACAAACUUAUUCAACUAACAGAUUCAAUUGGAGACUGCGAAAGCCUUACUGAACUAGUUCUAACAGAAAACCAACUGCAGUCAUUGCCGAAAAGCAUCGGAAAACUAAAGAAGCUGAACAAUUUGAAUGCCGAUAGAAACAAAUUAACAUCUUUGCCCAAAGAGAUUGGAGGAUGCUGCAGUCUGAAUGUCUUCUCUGUACGUGACAACAGAUUAUCUCGAAUUCCCUCUGAAAUUUCCCAAGCCACUGAGCUUCAUGUCCUGGAUGUUGCUGGAAACAGGCUGACGUAUCUUCCCCUCUCACUGACUACCUUAAAGCUGAAGGCUUUGUGGUUGUCUGAUAACCAGUCCCAACCUUUGCUGACGUUUCAGACUGACAAAGACCCUGAAACAGGAGAAAAGAUUUUAACGUGUGUAUUGCUUCCUCAAAUGCCUUCUGAGCCUGGUUGCCAAGAUAACCUACCACGAUGUGGUGCACUGGAGAGUUUGGUAAAUGAAGUGUCAGAUGAAACAUGGAAUGAGCGGGCAGUGAAUAGAGUCAGUGCAAUUCGCUUCUUAGAAGAUGAAAAAGAUGAAGAGGAUAAUGAAAUGAGAACACUUCUAAGGCGAGCCACUCCACACCCUGGAGAAUUAAAGAACAUGAAAAAGACAGUGGAGAAUUUACGGAAUGAUAUGAAUGCUGCUAAAGGACUGGAUUCAAACAAAAACGAGGACUCUAUUAAGUGGCAUCCCAAGUCUCCUAAACUGUACAGUGGCCAUAAUUGGAGCUCCCAAGGCUCUCGCUGGGCCUCAUUGAAAGGAAAGGAAAAUUUUCAUGGUGGUAACCUGUACAAAUUCAGCUCUGCUAAUGGAAAAUGGAGGGAAGGAAGGAUCAGUCCCGAGCAAGAAGCGGAGGAACUGGAGGAUCCUGAUGAGGAUGAACCUAUUUCCAAGUUUUCUGGCAGUCUUUUCGAUACUGGUGAUAGUAUGAGAGAUCAAAGACAUACCAGAACAGCUCUUCAAGAAAAGCACAAGUCGGCAAUGAAAGGGAAGACUCUUCCAGGGACUAACACUAAGGUGCAGCCACCUGUCUCAGCAGCAGGCAGCUUUCCCGGAGAGAGCAGCCGGUUCCUAGAGGAACCAAGGGCUGUAGAUUCACCACAGCCUCCGCUGAAGAUAACCAUUACUGUGUGCAGUCAAAUGGGGAGUCUUGGUAUUAGCAUUGCUGGUGGAAAGGGCUCAUCUCCAUAUAAAGACAAUGAUGAGGGGAUAAUGAUUGCACGGCUGCCGAAAGAUGGUCCCGCAGACUUGACUGGAGUACAAGCGGGGGACAGAGUGGCAGAGGUACCCCUCGUUUCAGAACCUCAUACCCUCGAUGCUGGUCCUACUGAAGCUUCAUCCAAGGGCAGCCCUUUCCCAACAGUAAACCAUGUCAUAACAAUACCUCGGAUAAUCCUCACGCGUCCUUCUACUUCCGAUGAAGAUACAGACCAGUUGCCCCCAGACCCGGAUGACUUUGAGCCCGGCAGCGCAGAAGGCCAUGCCUAUUCGGACUGCCUGAACAGUGCUUUUUAUCCUCCCUAAUAAAGUACUUUUCAGGAAAGAGUUCACCGGUGGUUUUCUUUCCCAUUUUUCUGAUUGCGUUUAAUGUAGUACUUGAACCGCUAUGCCUUAUUUGUAGGGAAAACCAUGACGGGGAGGAUGGAUUUGAGUUGGGGGAGCAGAACCUGCGUUUGUAUUUCUUUGCCUUGAACUUUCCUUCAGCCAGAACUUGUGCGCUUGAAACAAAACGCACUGGGUGAGAUUAAGUGAAUGUCACGCGUUUCAACAGCCGCUGGUUAGGGGCAUCCUACGGCACCUGAAUGCAACGGUGAAAAGAGCCGCUGAUUUUCAUUCAGAAGGUAGUGUAUCCAUUUGGAAACACACUGAAAACAAUUGUAUAGUUUGUUUUGGUUUUUUAAAAACCACAUGUCCAUUUUUUGUCUGUAUAGCUCACCUUUUUGUCUACCCCCAGGCUCCUUUGAUUUGUCCCUUUUAAUGUUGUUUCAUAUGAGAAUAAAAGAAUCCUUUUCUGUCUUUUAGGUAGUGUUGUUUAUUUUUUUUUUCCCCACAGAAAAAAUGUUGUUUCUUUUGGAAUUCUGUAUCUCAUUCUAACAUAAUAAAGAACAGUUCUAUCAUGUAUAUUGGUGAUACAAAUGUAUAUCAGAUUUGAACAGCACUUGUAAGCUACAUUUUAUUAGAUCUAAAUGCAUCUUAUACAGCUAUGUACCUGAGAGUGAACUGAGAAGCAAUGUCUUAUGAUUGAGAAACUGAGACUCCCUUAUUGCUCCUCCUGACUUGCAUAUAAGCAGCACAUCUUAACUGUGCCUUACUGCAAUGUGCGAAUAUUUCGUGGUGGUGUGUGUAUAUAUGCGGUAAGCAUUUAAGAACAAAUGUUCUCGUGUUCAAUCCUUUAAUUUUCUUCACUGCUGUCCAGGUUUCUAAUGCCUUUUGAGGUGCCUAAUAAGAACCAUUUGGAACUGAUCUUUAUUUGGGGUUCUCAGAGGAGGGGGCUGCCCCCGACAGACUGUCAUGUCAGGACUUUUAGGUCAUGUGCAUAAAGUCUACAUUGAUGGUAUUUAUAAUUUGAUUACAGUUUCUUUUCCUGUCAAUAUAAUAUAACAUGACCAAGUGACUUGAUAGAGCCUCAUCUUUUAUUCACAUUCUAAAAGAUUUACCUGG